Molecule: messenger RNA, 775 nt
Organism: Lynx canadensis (Canada lynx)
Lineage: Eukaryota; Metazoa; Chordata; Mammalia; Carnivora; Felidae
Gene: POLR2G
Product: RNA polymerase II subunit G
Biological process (GO): transcription initiation at RNA polymerase II promoter; positive regulation of nuclear-transcribed mRNA poly(A) tail shortening; positive regulation of translational initiation
Cellular component (GO): P-body; RNA polymerase II, core complex
Molecular function (GO): single-stranded RNA binding; single-stranded DNA binding; translation initiation factor binding
Source: RefSeq, a predicted model, not a curated record
GAGUUGCUGCGGCUGUGUGUUUCCGGUUGGUCCAGAGGCGCAGCCGUCCCGGCGGGAGUGGAUUCGGCUGCUGUCCCGUCCGCCGUGGGAAGAUGUUCUACCACAUCUCCCUGGAGCACGAGAUCCUGUUGCACCCGCGCUACUUCGGCCCCAACCUGCUCAACACGGUAAAGCAGAAGCUCUUCACCGAGGUGGAGGGGACCUGCACCGGCAAGUAUGGCUUUGUGAUUGCUGUCACCACCAUUGACAAUAUUGGUGCUGGUGUGAUCCAGCCUGGCCGAGGCUUUGUCCUUUAUCCAGUUAAGUACAAGGCCAUUGUGUUCCGGCCCUUUAAAGGGGAGGUCGUGGAUGCUGUUGUCACUCAAGUCAACAAGGUUGGACUCUUCACAGAAAUUGGACCUAUGUCCUGCUUCAUCUCUCGGCAUUCCAUCCCAUCAGAGAUGGAGUUUGAUCCUAACUCCAACCCGCCAUGUUACAAGACAAUGGAUGAGGACAUUGUGAUUCAGCAGGAUGAUGAGAUCCGCUUGAAGAUCGUGGGGACCCGAGUGGACAAGAAUGACAUUUUUGCUAUCGGCUCCCUGAUGGACGAUUACUUGGGGCUUGUGAGCUGAGCACCGGGUGUGCUGCUUCGUUUGGUCCUUAUCUAGGAGAUGUGACUGUCAUGCUUCCUACGUUGUCCAGAGGCCCAGUCUGGCUGCUGUGGGGAGGCAAAGAAGGUUCCUUGUCCCCAGAGUUGCGACUCUGCAAUUCUAACCAUAAAAGGUCCUUGUUCUCA